This is a messenger RNA of Ahaetulla prasina, 7334 nucleotides long. RefSeq names its product asparaginase and isoaspartyl peptidase 1 (gene ASRGL1). NCBI's taxonomy places the organism in Eukaryota, Metazoa, Chordata, Lepidosauria, Squamata, Colubridae. The transcript is spliced from 7 exons. Bases 256 to 1200 code for a protein of 314 amino acids. The record is from RefSeq and is a predicted model, not a curated record. Gene Ontology annotation, molecular function: asparaginase activity.
GGCCAUUGGAGUUUAGGGCAGCUUUGCUUCACAUCCAUUGAAAGCUCAGAAGGCGGCUGUUUUCUUAAGGGCAAAGGUCCGCGAUAAGGAGCUCACCGAUACGACCUUUCCUCUCGCUCUCGAAACAGAUGUGCCUGUCAGAGGCGCCAGCCUGGCUUCCUCGCUGCCCAUUUCGCGCACCCUCUUUCAAAGCGUUUAAGGGUGAGGCAUUGGGGGCAGCUGAAGAAAUCCAGUUACCUAAAAACAUUCAACAGCAUGAAGCCAGUUAUUGUUGUUCAUGGUGGAGCUGGUCGCAUCUUUAAAGAGCGGGAAGAUGGAAGUCGUUCUGGUGUCAUCAGAGCAGCAUUGAAAGGUUACAGUAUCCUUAAACAAGGAGGAACUGCAUUAGAUGCAGUUGAAGAAGCCGUGAUAUUAAUGGAAGAUGAUCCACAUUUUAAUGCAGGUUGUGGCUCUGUGUUAAAUGAGAAGGGCGAAGUAGAAAUGGAUGCUAUUAUCAUGGAUGGGAAAAAUCUAGCCUCAGGAGCAGUAUCAGCCGUGAAAUGUAUUUCUAACCCAAUAAAGCUUGCUCGUCUUGUAAUGGAAAAGACAGACCACAUGUUGCUGACUGACCAAGGGGCCUCUGCCUUUGCUAAGGCCAUGGGAAUUCCUGAGGUUCCUGGAGAAAAAUUAAUCACAGAGAGGUCGUUGGAGAGGUGGAAGAAAAACCUUGAGGCUGACUGGAACCCUCAAGAAUGUCAAAAAGACCUUGGAACAGUUGGAGCCGUUGCUAUCGACAGUGCAGGAAAUGUAGCUUGUGCAACAUCAACAGGAGGACUUACUAACAAACGGCUUGGCCGUGUUGGUGAUACAGCAUGCAUAGGAAGUGGUGGUUAUGCAGAUAAUAGCGUUGGUGCCACCUCCACCACUGGCCACGGAGAGAGCAUUAUGAAAGUGAUCCUGGCAAGACUUACUCUUUACCAUAUGGAGCAAGGAAAAUCACCAGGAGAAGCUGCUGAUGCUGCUCUAGAUUGCAUGAAAACCAGAGUUGGAGGCUUAGGUGGCAUCAUUGUUAUUAGCAGUUCAGGAGAAUGGGCCGCUAAGUUCUCUACCAACCAGAUGUCGUGGGCUGUUGUGAAGGAUGACCAGCUACAGUCUGGCAUUUAUACUGGGGAGAGGAAUACGCAGUCCGUUGAAGAAACUCUCGCCUCCAUUGGAUCUUAGAAACAAGGAAGGACACUGAAGUUGUGCCACAGGAGGAAGAUCAUGGAACUGAAUCUGCAUCCCUCCCAGAAUGAGGCAAGCACUUUUUCCAGGGUCAAUGCCUUGUGAGCUGAGAGUACUCUAUUAGAGUUUCUCUUCUAGAUUGUGUAUGUUUAGUUCCUAUUCUAAUUUGAUUGAUAAAAUAAUUUUGACUCAGUAUGUAUUUCAAUUUUCAUUCUUCUGAACAAAAGGUUCUUCAGAAACUUAUCGAUGGAAUUUCAUCAGCUUCUUGAUAUCUGAUACAUUUGCAUGGUAUCAAAUGAUAAUGUGAAGAGAUGCUUAUCAUUCAGAAAAUGAAUAUAAUUAUAAGAUUAGUAGAGGGGACUAUACGUACUGAAAUAUCUGUGAUUAUCUCAUGUUUACAUAUAAAUUAACAUUGCACUAUUAAUUACUCUCUUUAACCAAACUUGAAUAGCUUUCUUUAAGGCUUUCUGUAUGAAAUUACAGUAGUGUUUUGUGGAAAACCCAUUUUGAAAUAUUAAGAGCUGAAAAUGAAAAAUAUAUUUUGUCAGUAUAUAUUUUUCAAAAAGUUUUGCGAUUAAGAAUUGUGUAAAUGUUCAUAUUAUUGAUCUAAAUCUAUUGUUCUGUGACUACGGUUUAUUAAGAAAAAACUAAACAACAGUGUAAAAAUCCAAAUAAUUUUAUAAUAAAUUUGUUCAUACGUGUUGACUUAAGCCUGGAAUUAAUGUACCAUGUACCAUGUUCUCAGGAACACAACAAUUUAAAGAAAAUCAUAGUCAACAUUUAUGACGAUACAUUGGGAUGGAGACGGGCAAGAUUUUAUUUCUUUGAUGCUAAAGUUGGAUGACUGACGUCAGGAUAUAAAGCAGUAAAGGGAAUUAACAGGCUAUUUUGCACACUGGUCUUGUUCAAUAAGCCAUAUGUUUGGUUUUUCAUGUUUUCCUAGACAAAUUUAAAAUAUUACUUUUCUAGAAUUGUAAUAGAUGCCUAUCUCCGCCACUUUCCGUUAAACUGAAUCUUAACAGUUCUUAUUUUCAACAAUAAUUUAUUAUUUUGAUCAGCAGGCUUUGGGAUGCUAUUAUCCUAACUACGUAUUAUUGAAGUAUAACUAUUAAUGCCUGCCUUUUGAUCCCAGAAUUUAUAUCGCGCUAAAUUCUGAUCCUGGAUAGGGGUGUCAAACUUGUGAGCCGGAUGCGUCACGCACUGGCCACAUCCAUCAUUUUAGCGAAGGGAAAAAAGUUGUAGUAUGUCACGUGACAUGUCGUUGCGAGUUUGACCUCUGUUCUACAGUGUUAUAUAAGUUAAUAAAUCAUUCCUAGUUUUCCAUAAUCAGUAACUUAGAUUAUUACACUAUUCUCACAAUACUACUAAAUACAUACAUACACACACAGAGGGAAAGUUUGAUAAACUUAGGAGUUAGUAGAUGCUUUGUACUUCCCAACCCUCUUUGUAACAGAUUAAGGCACUGAUAGGAAUUUAAUGGCAUUUGUCACAAAGAUCACACACUAUUCAAACUCUCUGGAUUAACUUUUCAGAUGAAUUUCAGAGCAUUUGUCUUCGAUUUGACUUGACCACAAAUCCUUCUUCUGUAUUUCAAAAGUACCAUAUUUUCUUGCAUUUGCUGAAUAUUGUUGCAGUUUUAAAGCCUUGAAUGUCUGAUUGCUAAUGCUUUACUAGUUUCAAUCAUGUACUAAUGCAUUGUAGCAUAUAGCUCAUCAAAUACUUGGCUGCAUCAGGCAAAAUGAGCAAAGAACCAUAAUGCAUAUAUAGCAACAUAGGAAGCAUUUCCUUAGCAACACUAAGCCUUACAAAAUAUGCCAUUUUAUGUAGAUCUUACUUUAUCUAAUUUUACUGAAAAAUAAAGUCCUAUAAGCUAAUAACUUCCAUACUUAGUCCCAAUUGUUAUUUAGCUUUUGUAGCUCUGUAUUUGUAACGAUAUGACUUACAGCUUGAAAUAGAUUGCAAGUUUUAUUACUGUUUUAAUAUUGUUAAAGUGUAGGAAAGGCAAUGAAAUGGUCAUCUUAGAGCAGUGGUUCUCAACCUUUAUAGUGCUUCGACCCCUUUAAUACAAUUCCCCACGAUGUGGCGACCCCAACUGUAAAAAAGCGGCAAACUCUUUUUUUGAAUUUAUCACGCCUGAAGCCGUAUUGGCUAGCGAUCUGAACUGCUUUCGAUUGCCUUGAGGACAGAGGCAUUAAAGCGGAGACUCCUCCCCUAUUAAGUUUAUCACACCUGAAGCCAGAUUAGGCUGGCGAUUGGGAGUGAUUGCAGCUGUCUUGAGAGGGAGACAUCAGAGCAAAGAUUUCUCUCUUUUUAAUUCAUCGUGCCUGAAGCCGAAUUCGGCUAGCGAUUUGAAGAGCCUGCAGCUGGCUUGUGGAGUCAACCAUUGGAGCGCGAUUCUUCGACUUGCAAGUAUACUUGCCAUAUUUCCAAUGGUCUUAGGCGACCCCUGGUAAAUUGUCAUUCGACCCCCAACGGGGUCGCGACCCACAGGUUGAGAAUCGCUGUCUUAGAGGGUCAUAUUAAUACUAAAACAAUAGAACAUUUAUUUUGUAACUAGAAAAGAGCUCUCUACCACAGAGCCAAAUGUUCAAAUAUGAAAUUUAUUUUUAUUUUUACUGAAAUAAUGAACAAUGAAUUCCGCUUGACAUUUUAAUGUGUGAAACAGGAUUUAGGUUUAUAAAUGCCUAAAUGUAUUAAAUUUAAAUUUAAUACAUAAAAAUGCUAAAUAACAGUCAAAUUAAGAAACUAUUCAGUAUAAGAGACCAUCUCUUUCUGAUUAUGUCUGCCUAUCCCAUCAAACCCAAUAGAAAGAGUAUGUUGCAGAUCCUGUCUAAUAAGGAGUUUCACCUGGCAGGAGCCAGGAGACAAACAUGUGGCUCCAAUUAUUCAGUGAACUACAGAAUUGAUGUUAUUAGCAAUUGACAAAUCAAUAUCUUAUCAAUACAGAUUAGAUAUAUAUGGUUGUAACAAAUUAUGGCUUCAAUUUGUUGAAAUGUUUAAUGUAUAAUUGUGAAUGCUUAAUGUCUGUGAAUAUAUGCUCUGUAUGAUGAUUUUAGGGAUCCCCCCCUUCUUUGGGUAUUGUUUUAUAUGUAGGUACAACAAGAAUCAGAAUAUGUAGUGAAUCCUAUCACCAAGAUAAAUUAAUUAAAAAAUAAACCUCAAUUGGAGAGAAAGCCAAGUUGGUUUUAUUUUCUGCUUCCAGUUAUUGGUGAAGAUACUCUUUGAAAGGUUCAAACUAUGAGGAUAAUAAAAAAUAUUAAGAAAAACUACUACUUUAAGAAAAACUUAAAUGUAGUAACUCAUUCUCCAUAUUGGUGGAGACAGCAGCCAGGAAUGAGUUGUACUUGUCUGUUGUUAAGUCCUGCCCCAGUUUCUGGGGGUUCCAGCUUUUGACUCAGUCCUUCAGACUGGACAGAUGUGUUGUGAGUUUUCUCCUCCUUCCUGGAUUUAUUUUCCACCUAAUUCUGGACUUUGCCUUUUGAUCUUCAUCUGUGAGUUGGGGAAAUCAAUUACUUCUCUAAUUGAGAAUUCCGUUUCCCUGGCAGCUGAAGCUUCGGCUCUUGCUGUGGCCAGGGGUCUUUCAGCUGUCUGCAGAACAAUUUGACCAGUUCCGCUUCAAUUCUGUUGAGCUGCAGGCGUUCUGGGAUUUUAUUUGUGGAGUUUCGUGCUCCCGAAGACAGCUGAGAGUCAGAUAGUGGAGUUUCACACUCUCCAGACCAGCGGGCGGCAACAGUUAACAGCAUUUGCCGAGGGCUUGCCAGGUGGCCAUUUUUGAACAGCGUGUGCACUGCCUGGUGUUAGGAGAUUGCUGCGGAGCUGCAUGCUCCCAUUUGGCCAGCCUGCUUGUGGCCUCAGCCCUCUGAUUCCCAUGAGUGAGUGAGGCGGAGUUAACACACCUGCUUGAAUAGCCGCUACAGUAUUAUACAUUUUAUCAAGAAGUCUAAUUCUAUAGCAUUUCAUAUCUGAUGACAAAAAAAUGCUUUUUUAGUACCAUAUGCGAGGGAAUGUGGCAUCCAUGGAUAUUUUUUUAAAAAUGUAUCUUUUCUCCAGAAACCAUUGCAACUGCAGAAGGUAGACCCACAAUCUUUAAGCUUUGGCUUUAAGAAACUGCACACGUGUGGCACUCAAGUGCCCUUAUGGAUUCUGUUGGCUUUCAAAUACCAAUUCCUAUACAGUUGUGCUACUUAGAAUACUUUGAAGUUACUUUUAUUUCCUCAUUUUCUUGAGGCACAGCUUCACUGGAACUUGAAUGCCUACCUUUCAAAAGAUGUAACUCUUUCCUUUCUAUGCCCGUAAAAUUUUUGCAAACAACUUCAAGCUGGACAGAAUUCAGUGAUGGUAUUAAUAAUUAAGGGGACGUGGUGGCUCAGGGGCUAGAACAUUGAGCUUGUCGAUCGAAAGGUCGGCAGUUCAGCGGUUCGAAUCCCUAGUGCUGCCGUGUAACAGGGUGAGCUCCCGUUACUUGUCCCAGCUUCUGCCAACCUAGCAAUUUCGAAAGCACGUAAAAAUGCAAGUAGAAAAAAUAGGAAUCAUCUUUGGUGGGAAGGUAACAGCAUUCCGUGUGUCUUUGGCGUUGAGUCAUGCCGGCCACAUGACCACGGAGGCGUCUUCGGACAGCGCUGGCUCUUCGGCUUUGAAAUGGAGAUGAGCACUGCCCCCUAGAGUCGGCAAUGACUAGCACAUAUGUGCGAGGGGAACCUUUACCUUUACCUUAUUAAUAAUUACUUGCAUUUUAUUUCAAAGAAAAAAUAUUAUAAUUUCAUGAAUUCUUUAUAACACCUCUAGUAUGAGAAAAAAUAUCUAAUAUUCUCCGUGCUGUUUUAGAAAAAUAUUGCUAAUUACUACCUCUAUAGAAGAUGUACCCAUGACACAGAAUAUUCUCUGCUAUACUAUUUAAAAGGCAGCACUCUUUAUUAAUUUUGCUGCAUUACAAGUUUGCGUUUUUUGCAAUACGAAAGUACUCAGACGCAUCACAAUCAUUUACUCUUCUGUACUUUCAAUCAACAGCUGGUUUGCAUUUAUCAAUAUGCAGAGCUCCUCUAAAAGAUUUAUAAAGGAUGCUCAUAGCUUUCAUCAAAUUAAAGGCCUAAAGCUUUACAUAGUUUGAACAUAAGAUAUGUUAGUCAAUGUUUUUUUUUGGUGUUUUGGCUUCUUAAGUUACUAUACAUUACCUUCAUGCACCUCCAGCUACUACUUUUACAUGCAGCCCUCCUACAGAUAGUCCUCGACUUAUGAUAAUUGAGUCCAACAUUCCUGUUGCUAAGUGAGAUGUAUGUGAGUUUUGCCCCAUUUUACGACCUUUCUUGCCUCAAGUGUUAAGUAAAUCAAUUAGUAGCACAAUUAUUAAGUGAAUCUGGCUUCCACAUUGACUUUGCUUGUCAUAAAUAUGAGUCAGUUGCCAAGUGUCUGAAUUAUGAUCACGGGGAUGCUGCAACAGUUAUAAGUGUGAAAAGUGGUCAUAAGUCACUUUUUCCAGUGCUGUUGUAACUUAGUAGUCACUAAAUGAACUAUUGUAAGUUGAGGACUACCUGUAUUGAAUAUAUUUUUCCUACUUUGCAUCAAGAGUGUACCACACAGGUACAUUUAAAAAAAAAUUAAAGUAGCUUUACAACAUUAAAAAUAGCCAGCGUCUCAUAAGAAAAGAAAGUAUCAUAGGAUUUGGGCCUUUUUCAUUUUUGUUUUAAAUAGAGGUCUUUUGGAUUAUCUAGAGUCCUCAUGAGCCACAACUGAUAACUCUCAGUCUAAUAUUUUUAGAUAAAGUUUCCCAAAAUCUGAGAAUCCAAGAAUAAGUCUCAGCUCAUGCAAUGGCUAAUGUUGAUUUGUGUUGUGGUUUUGUUUUUUACCAGUGCGGAUUAAGUGCAUACCGUAUAUACUCGAGUAUAAGCCGAGUUUUUCAGCACGUUUUUUGUGCUGAAAAGCGCCCCCUUGGCUUAUACUCGAGUCUACCCUUGCAGCUGGGCCGGCAGGACGAGCCCAAAUGCUGCCGGCAUGCUUUGCCAGCUCGGCCGGCUCGUUUUGGGGCGGCGGCUGGCCUCCGGCGUUUUCUUCCGCCGCUUUUUGAUGGCGGCGGCGGCGGUGGUCGGCGGAGGGGGCGGGGGGCGGAGGGGGCGUUCGACAUUUUCGCCCCCCUC